Messenger RNA from Cylicocyclus nassatus, 486 nucleotides. NCBI's taxonomy places the organism in Eukaryota, Metazoa, Nematoda, Chromadorea, Rhabditida, Strongylidae. The record is from the annotation of a GenBank genome assembly.
AUGAUGGGAUUGCUUUCCACAAUACGCGGCAAAAAGGAUGUUCCCGUGAUUGGUUCACCUGCAGUUGGUCCCAUAGCGAGUAAAAGCAAAAAAUUAGUGAUUCAAGAAUGGCCACGAUUGCUCGAACGUGAACCGAACCUAUUCAUCAAUGUUUGGAAUGCAUCUGCCGCACGCAGCACCUCAAUAAAGCAAGCCUUUGGUAUAGCUGACAAUGAGAAUCCAGAGGAUAACAAAGCAUUCGUAAAUUUGGCAGCAACGAUACAAAAAUUUUUCUACAGACUGGUUUGCAUGGCUGAAGCAAUCGACGACACUUUAUCAAGUUACAUGGAUGACGAGGAAAAGCGACCCGAGAUGAUUUUAGCUUACCAAAGAGUCUUCAACAAAGUAGUCCACCAUAUGCGAACAGGUUACAACGAACGAAGAAGGGAAAAGCUGAAGAGUAAUGGAAGAACAGAAAUAGACUAUCAAUUGAAACAUGCAGACUGA